Messenger RNA from Porites lobata, 765 nucleotides. Lineage: Eukaryota; Metazoa; Cnidaria; Anthozoa; Scleractinia; Poritidae. The record is from the annotation of a GenBank genome assembly.
AUGCCUCCUAAGAGAAAAUCAGCUACACAGGCGGGAAGGCCAGCUGCCAAGAUCACAAAACGAGCGACCCCAUCCUCUAGUGCCUCGAGUGACCUGACCGAGGUUUCAGCAGCGCAACAAACAGCUGAACCUGUUAACAUCGUGGACUUAACGAGCGUGGUCACAUUGGCAGUGACAGAGGCCCUGAAAGCAGUUGGAGUUGGGCAAACGACCCCAUUAUCCAGUCCCCCCACGGUUAACUCAAGUCCUGGGCCUGUAGAUGCCUCAGCCACAGUGGAGACUGUCACAGCUGCCGAGAUAGCCAGCAUUUCAUCCCUGUCGGCGGGUAUGUCAAUCUCAAAUUCCAAUGACAAACCUAGUGAAGUGAACUUCACGAGCGUAGCAAUUGAUUUGGAGGCUCGGGUGUCGCCUAAGCUCAAGGCAAAAAUCUGGGCCAAUGAAUACAUUGAUUUUGGGGCACUACUAUCGUCUUUUCCCGACGAUGAUAAAUUUAUUCUCCCUUUUAACAAUGACGGAAAAUCGCCAAGUCUUUGCCUCGAGCCAUCUAAACCAAAGCCUAAGUUUUUAUCCUUGGGGCAAUGGCAGACGGCUUUUAACACCUUUGUGGCUGUUUAUACAGCUAAAUACCUGCUACAGGUUGCGGCUUUGCUUAAAUAUUGUGAAGUUGUCAGAGAUAUUGCUAAUAAGUCGGGAAACUGGCGUUAUUACGACCAGCGAUUCCGCUAUUUGCGUCAAACAAAUCCAGAGAAAUUUUCCUGGGACAGG